AUGGCCGACUUUGUUGUCGUCGGCGCUGGAGUGUCCGGGCUCACCUCUUCGCUGACGUUGGCUAAGGCCUACCCGACGAAACAGAUUGUCGUGGUGGCACAAAAUCUACCCAGCGAUGCCCAGCUACCCGCCACCUACGCCUCUGCAUUUGCGGGUGCCAACUUUAUGCCCAUGGCCGAUGCCGCCAACAGCCGCUGGGAACGAAGCUCCUGGCCCGAAUUUGCCCGGUUGGCACAAUAUGUGCCCGAAGCAGGCGUUGUUUUCCGCGACGUCAAGCUGCUCGGGCGCCACAAAGACCGCGAUACCGCCACUGGCCAGUGGUUUCAGACCCUGAUGGCUCCAGACCCCUGGUUUGCUACAGUCGUGCCCGGAUAUCGCUCCCUCGAGCCGGCCGAGAUCCCGGGCGGCUAUGACUUCGGCGCCACCUUCCAGUCCAUUUGCAUCAACGUGCCGCUCUACUUGCAGUGGCUGGUCGGCCAGUGUCUGCAACACGGUGUCAACUUCCGCCGCCAAUGUCUGGCCCAUCUGAAUGACGCCUGGACCGGGCCCGGGGUCUCGUCUCGGACCAUUGUCGUGAAUUGUACCGGUCUUGGCGCUGCGACCCUCGGUGGGGUGCAGGACGACCGCGUGGUACCCUCCAGGGGCCAAAUUCUACUGGUGCAGAACGAGCUUAUUGACCCCAGCACAGGUGAGCCAGGUUCCAUGAUCGUCACGUCUGGCUCCGAUGAUAGCCCGGACGAGUUGUGUUAUAUCAUGCAGCGACCGGCGGGUGGGGGGACCGUUGUCGGCGGCUGCUACCAGGCAGGCUGCUGGAACACGGAGAUCGAUACCAGUCUAACAAAACGAAUAACCAAUCGCGCUCGGGCUAUGUGGCCCUUAGGCUUCGACCAAACGACGCAUGCCAACAUGACGCUAGACGUCGUGGCCCAGGCCGUGGGCUUCCGGCCUGUCCGCAAAGGCGGCGUCCGCGUUGAAAAGCAACUGCUUGCUAGACACAACAGAUGGGUCGUGCACAACUAUGGGCAUGGUGGUUGGGGAUAUCAAGGAUCGUAUGGUUGUGCGGAAGGCGUGGUUGAGCUUGCAAACGAGAUCCUGGAGACCCAAGGUGGCAUAGCAAAGCUGUGA
Messenger RNA from Sporothrix schenckii 1099-18, 1125 nucleotides. Its product is annotated as D-amino-acid oxidase. Gene Ontology annotation, molecular function: FAD binding; D-amino-acid oxidase activity. Lineage: Eukaryota; Fungi; Ascomycota; Sordariomycetes; Ophiostomatales; Ophiostomataceae. The transcript has a single exon. Bases 1 to 1125 code for a protein of 374 amino acids. The record is from RefSeq and is a predicted model, not a curated record.